Molecule: messenger RNA, 909 nt
Organism: Helobdella robusta
Lineage: Eukaryota; Metazoa; Annelida; Clitellata; Rhynchobdellida; Glossiphoniidae
Exons: 2
Coding region: 1-909 (302 amino acids)
Source: RefSeq, a predicted model, not a curated record
AUGGCGAGGUCGCUUGUAAACAAUGAAGUUUUAUAUUUUCUUGAAAAUAAUUUGAGUUUAAGUGAAAAUGACUCGUUUGUAAAUAACAUUGUUGAAUUUUACAGUUUUGAGGAUAUUGAUAAUGCUAUUAAAGCUCUGAAAAACGAAUUAGUUAAUUUGAAAAUUGAAAAAAUUGAAAAGUUUCAGCCUCGCGGGAAUAGGAAAAUAGAGAAAUUGUUUGAAUGUAUUUUCAUAAUGAAAUAUUUAAAGGAGAAUAAAUAUUGGGAAAAGUGCUCUAUAUUUGUGAGUUCUAACUUAAAUAAAGCUCCAAACGUCGAAAUCAAUAAACCACUAUGGUCGGAUGCAUAUGACAGUCCAAUUAGCGAUGAUGUUCAGCCAUUCUUGCUUGUUUAUAAACGAAAGAAAUCUCAACAGCUCAGCAACAACUCAAAAGCAGACAACAAACCAAAAUUAUCAACCAACAAGGUAGCUGACUCUAAGACAGUUGAGAAAAAACCAGUUAGAAUUAUUGGACAAAAAAUUCUAGAUAACGGUAAAUUAAAGGCAGACAAAGAGUUAAUUAAAAAAUCUGUUUUCUGUCUAAGCAACAUUAGCAAAUGCCUCAGAAAUGAUGUCGUAGAAUAUCUGACUACUAACGGAAUUAGAGUUUUAUCAUGCUAUCCAGUCGUUAAACAGUUUAAGAAAAAAUCGACAGCAUCUGAAAAUAGUAUUGAUAACAACACAGUCAACUAUUCUGAUGAUAAAACUAAAGAUGAUAUAGAGUCCUCUAUGUUCAGAGUUUGCAUUGAUAGAAAUGACGUUAAAAAAAUAAAGAACCCAGCGAUAUUGCCGCAACACAUUAUAGUGCGCGAGUGGCAAUUAAAUAAAAAAGCUGAAGUUACUGUUGAAAAAACAAAGAAAGAUGGAUAA